Molecule: messenger RNA, 402 nt
Organism: Colletotrichum graminicola M1.001
Lineage: Eukaryota; Fungi; Ascomycota; Sordariomycetes; Glomerellales; Glomerellaceae
Exons: 3
Coding region: 1-402 (133 amino acids)
Source: RefSeq, a predicted model, not a curated record
AUGGCCCCAGCUACUGUUUGGGAUGACAAGGCCCGAUCCGAUCUGCUGGUUGCCUUUCUGACCGUCACCAAGCCUUCUAAGGAGGAUUGGGAUCGUGCUUUGGCUGCAGUCCAUGAAAAGGGCUACACCUACACCGCAAGCGCCGCCAUACAGCACAUUCAGAAGUUGCAGCGCAAGGAGCAGACCCCUGGAGACAGCGGUGAGGCCAGCGCCACUCCCACCAAGAAGGUCGCCAAAAAGGCCGCCACUCCGCGCAAGCGGAAGACUCCUGUCAAGAAGACCAAGAACGAGAGUGAGGCCGAAGAUGAGGAGGAGCAGGAGACUCCUGAGCAGGCCGACGACUUCCUCAACGUUGAAGACAUGGCUGGCGACCGCUUCGAUCACAAUGAUGCCGAGGUCUAA